Vombatus ursinus (common wombat) is the source of this 1348-nucleotide messenger RNA. RefSeq names its product TIMP metallopeptidase inhibitor 4 (gene TIMP4). Gene Ontology annotation, molecular function: protease binding; metalloendopeptidase inhibitor activity. The coding region runs from base 27 to 695 and encodes 222 amino acids. Gene Ontology annotation, cellular component: extracellular matrix. The record is from RefSeq and is a predicted model, not a curated record. NCBI's taxonomy places the organism in Eukaryota, Metazoa, Chordata, Mammalia, Diprotodontia, Vombatidae. The transcript is spliced from 5 exons. Gene Ontology annotation, biological process: negative regulation of membrane protein ectodomain proteolysis; negative regulation of endopeptidase activity.
CUCCUGGGCCGGGGGGCGCUGCCAGCAUGCCUACCUCCCUCCAUGCCUGGUGGCUGUCCGGGUUGCUACUGGGGCUCAGCCUACAACUCCGGGCCCGGGUGGAGGCGUGCAGCUGCGCCCCCGCGCACCCCCAGCAGUUGCUCUGUUCCUCGGCCAUAGUGAUCCGGGCCAAAGUGUACGGUGAAAAAGUGGUCCCAGCCAGGGAGGACCCAGCUGACACCCAGAAAAUGAUCCAAUAUGAAAUCAAACAGAUAAAGAUGUUUAAAGGGUUCGAUAAGGUGAAGGACGUUCAGUAUGUCUACACACCAUUAGACUCCUCUCUGUGUGGGGUCAGGCUAGAAGCCAAUAAGAAGAAGCAGUAUCUCCUUACUGGCCAGAUUCUAGAUAAUGGCAAAGUAUUCAUCAAUAUGUGUAAUUACAUAGAGCCCUGGGACGACCUGUCCUUCUUGCAGAAGAAAAGCCUGAAUCAUCGUUAUAACAUUGAUUGCACCUGCAAGAUCGUCACCUGCUACACAGUGCCCUGCUCCAUCUCGGCCCCCAAUGAGUGUCUCUGGACAGACUGGCUGAUUGAGCGGAAGCUCUAUGGGCACCAGGCCCAGCAUUACGCUUGCGUUAAGCGCAGCAAUGGCACCUGCGGCUGGUACCGGGUUGGUCUCCCCCCUGAGAAGGAAUUCAUCGAUGUCAGCGAGCCCUAGAGAGAAGCAUUACCACACCCCCCGCCCUAGCUCCUGAGUGGCCUGGAGGCCAGAUCCAUCCAUCCAUCCAUCCAUCCAUCCAUCGAUCCAUCCAUCCAUCCAUCCAUCCAUCCAUCCAACCAUCCAUCCAUCUGUCCAUCCCUGCACAGCUUCCCACUGCUUAAUGUAGCCACCACUUAGGGUCGCUGCCAACUCGCGGAAGAUACCAAUGUGUGUGGAGCUAGUGGCUGGGUGAGAAGAGGGCUCACACUCCCGGCAGUGGCUGUUCUGAGAAGGCCAGUCAGGCUUGGGUCCAGAGUUCCUCUCUGUGCUGGGAAAAGCAGGACCGUCCCAGUCAAAGGGCCAUGGGCCUGUUCCCUCUGCUUAGCUUCUUCCUGUCACGGAGCAGGUUCGGAAAAAAGAACUCCCGUGUAAUCACGAAUCAAUCUUUCUGAUCAGGCUGGGGUUUGUUUCUGUCCCUCUCUAAAAAACAAAAUGUUGAAACGCGAACGAAAGCGCUUUCCAUAUCUGGAGCUGACAUGGCACGGGCCAAAUAUUGUACAGCAUGUGCACAAAUUAUUAAUAGCCCCAUGUUGUACAAAAGCAACCACUGUGAUCAAGGCAAGUGGAAUGGGCUGAUUUGGGAGAAUGAUUAAAAAGCAUCUUGUACACUU